Messenger RNA from Schistocerca cancellata (South American locust), 1486 nucleotides. RefSeq names its product retinol dehydrogenase 14-like. The transcript is spliced from 7 exons. The record is from RefSeq and is a predicted model, not a curated record. The coding region runs from base 400 to 1386 and encodes 328 amino acids. Lineage: Eukaryota; Metazoa; Arthropoda; Insecta; Orthoptera; Acrididae.
GAAGCUGGAGUGGAAGUGGGGGGAGAAUGCAUGUGUGUGUCUGUGUGAUGGCUCAGCAGAAGCUCCUAUAAAACUCCUGAUUAAGCUGAAUAGGAGUCUGAAUUGUGGAAUUUGCUUAUCAAGUAUGCUGUUCAAGGAGAAGAGAAGGAACUGUAUAUGAGAUAAAGCACAACUGGAUGAAUGUUGCCUAGUGUUUACUUUGUACAGAAUUCUUUUCUGGGAUUAAACUUUGUGGUACAGCAGAGUAAUUAUUAAAUAGUUUGAAUAUUUUUCAAUAAAAUUAUACAGAAUUAGUGUUUUGUGCAGAAAUUUUUAAAACAACUCAGAUUGUGAAUAAACUGUUGUAAAAUUUUAUGUGUGAAUAGAAACAACAUAUUGUGAACACAGAUUGUGAAAAUCAUGUUUCUCAUAUGGAACAUUUUAUCUUUCUUCUUCAACAAAUACACAUUUGGUGUGGCCCUUCUGCUGCUUGUGCUAAAGCUGUACCUCAAAUUUACAAUUGGAUAUUGCAGAAGUGAUGCUACAAUCCAUGGAAAGACAGUUCUCAUCACAGGAGCUAAUACAGGUAUUGGAAAAGAAACUGCUAAGGACCUGGCAAGGAGGGGUGGAAGGAUUAUUCUGGCAUGUCGUGACCUCGAAAAGGCCAAAAAGGCAAGAGAUGAGAUAAUUGCAAGUACAAAGAAUGAAAAUAUCAUAAUCAAGAAAUUGGAUUUACUAUCUUUAUCAUCUGUAAGGGAGUUUGCAGCUGAUAUCAAAGCCAGUGAAGAGAGGCUAGAUAUCCUGAUAAACAAUGCAGGAGUUGGUGCCAUGUCACAGAGGCACACAGAAGAUAACUUGCUUCCAACAAUGCAAGUUAAUUAUUUCUCUACAUUUCUUCUCACACUUCUUUUGAUUGAUUUACUGAAAAAGUCAGCACCCAGCAGAAUAAUAAUGGUCUCUUCAGUAGCUCACAAAUAUGCAAAACUAGAUUUGAACACCAUCAAUGUGCGUAAGGCAUGUGGUUCUCAGAGGCUGUACAACAACAGUAAACUGUGCCUCAUGUUGUUUUCCAAUGAGCUGGCUCGAAAACUUUCAAAAACAGGUGUUACCGUGAAUAGUGUUCACCCUGGUGCAGUUUUAACUGAUAUAUUUAAGGCAAUACCGAAGUUUUAUUACCGUAUAUUCCUUGUUAUUGCGAAAGCCUAUUUUAAGACUCCUUAUGAGGGGGCACAGACAUUGGUGCACCUGGCAGUCACUCCAGGUCUAGAGAAGAUUACUGGAAAAUAUUUUGUGGAUUGUGCGGAAGACAAGCCAUUACCUCUGGCAACAGAUGAGGGUAUGGCAAAGAAGCUCUGGGAGAUCACUGAACAAUUUGUGGGUCUCAAACCAGAAGAGAAAUUCUGGUGAAUAAUACAUGCCUUGGUUGUAAAAGGCUACUGUUACUAAUAUUUCUGUGACUCUACUAAGAUAUUUUGAUUUUUUAAUAAAAUAUUAUCUUCAUGUUGAA